Esox lucius (northern pike) is the source of this 7460-nucleotide messenger RNA. RefSeq names its product neuron navigator 1a (gene nav1a). Gene Ontology annotation, cellular component: axon initial segment; microtubule cytoskeleton. Bases 542 to 6496 code for a protein of 1984 amino acids. Gene Ontology annotation, biological process: nervous system development; neuron migration; neurogenesis. Lineage: Eukaryota; Metazoa; Chordata; Actinopteri; Esociformes; Esocidae. The transcript has 29 exons. Gene Ontology annotation, molecular function: ATP hydrolysis activity. The record is from RefSeq and is a predicted model, not a curated record.
GUCAGUCAAUCGACUGCUGGUCUCCUCAAAGGCAGAGCAAGAACUGGCCAGAGAAUCAGAGAGGUGUUUUAGAAACAGCCAAUAUAGUUAACCCAGAACAGGAGUGAAGAAGAGAAGACUGGAUUUAACCCAGAACAGGAGUGAAGAAGAGAAGACUGGAUUUAACCCAGAACAGGAGUGAAGAAGAGAAGACUGGAUUUAACCCAAAACAGGAGAGAAGAGAAGAAGACUGGAUUUAACCCAGAACAGGAGAGAAGAGAAGACUGGAUUUAAUCCAGAACAGGAGUGAAAAGAAGACUGGAUUUAACCCAGAACAGGAGUGAAGAGAAGACUGGAUUUAACCCAGAAUAGGAGUGAAGAGAAGACUGGAUUUAACCCAGAACAGGAGCGAAGAGAAGACUGGAUUUAACCCAGAACAGGAGUGAAGAGAAGACUGGAUUUAACCCAGAACAGGAGUGAAGAGUAGACUGGAUUUAACCCAGAACCCAACAGAACAGAACAUUUCCAUGGAUUAAUACUGUCAUUAUUACUAGAAAGGGUGAUGCUGGAUGCUAACAUUAGCACUGGUGCUAAAUCUCCAACCGGAGGUCAACCAGAUAUGACCUCUAGAAGGGGCAUCAAGCCCCCUUCUCUCCCCCAGGCAAUCUCAGUUCACUCUGGGCCUGAGCUCAGGGUGUACUGCCCCGGAUCUAACCACAAUCCUAGCAUUCUUCGGAAGCAGCGCUCCCUCACCAACCUGUGUGUUCUGACUGACACAGAGAAGAAGUUUCACUUGUACCAAGCCCCCUCCUGGACAGAUGACAUGGAUCGGCCCACAACAGGCAUCAGUAAGAAGGGCCGUUUUAACAAAGGCCGGGUGGGAAUGGGAGAACAGGGGAAAGCUUCUCUGACCCGUAGCCUGUCCAAAUCAGAACAGUCUUUGUUCCACAGAAGCAAACCCCUCUCCCCUUCUGCCAUGGCCUGUGUCCCUAAGCCCGGCAUAAAGCCCAGCCGAAUCCCCAGGGGGCCCUCCACAGAAGGCAAAGGCAAGGCCCCUAAGGAAGGCAACUGCAAUCAGAAGGCCCCUUUGGUGGAGAACAUCCUUCAGGACCAAGAUAAGAGGAACAGUACUGGGGCUAGUGACGGGAGGGCAGGAGAGAGGAGUAGUUGGACAUCGCAGUCAGUGGAGGAGAGGAGAAAGAGGAACGAGGGAGAUGUUGAAGAACAGGAGAAAGGUUUUCUGAAGGUGGAUCCUGAGCUGGUGGUGACUGUGUUAGGAGAUCUGGAACAACUGCUCUUCAACCACAUGCUAGACCCAGAGACCCAGCGGAAGAGGACUGUUCAGAAUGUUUUGGAUCUCAGGCAAAACCUGGAGGAUACAAUGAGCUGCCUGAGGGGGGACACACUAAGACACAGAUGCCUUAAUGGGGGCGUGUCCUACGACAGUGACGAUGUCACCACCUACUCUGUCUCCAGCCAGUCAGAUCACUUCUCUCCAUUGUCCUGGCGACAGGGCCAAGCCAGCCCCCGUUUACAGGCAGGCGAUGCUCCCUCCACAGUCCACACACAAUCACAUGACCACACCCAUCUAGGCCAUUUCCACGGCAUCCAACUCCUUGAGGAAUUGGAUGAUGCUGAUCCCUCCCACCUAAAGAGUGGUUACCUUAGCAACACCGACCUGGGAGGAAACAGCACUGAAGAUGAUCCGGUCAAUGGCUGGGAUGAGAGCAGCUCUAUCAGCAGUGGUUUGAGUGACGGGUCUGACAACCUAUCAUCUGAGGAGUUCAAUGUUAGCCCCACUCUCAACUCACUUCCCACCACUCUAGUUGGCCCACGCAGAAACUCUACUAUAGUUCUACGAACAGAUACAGAGAAACGGUUGGAGAGCAGUCUGUCAUGGGACAGUGAUGAUGUCAGCUCUUCUGUCACCAAGUCUCCAAGCCAAAGCUAUGACACAAAUAGCCUGAAGACCCGCCCACAGGGGGAGGGGUUGGAACCAAGGGGCCAACUGAAGAAGCCCCACACACUCAGGCCAUCAAAUGGGGCAUUGAAGAAGAGGCGUAAUCUUCCUGUUGGAAUCUCCUCCCCCGUCACUCACGUUUCAACACGUGGGCUGAAAGUGACAGGCGUACCGUCAGAUAAGUACGAGUUAGCGGUGCGGUCUUCUGGUCUGCAGAGGUCGUGUUCUGACGCUGGUAAUGGUAAAGAACACAAGGGCGGAGCCAGCGAUCCAUGUAAACCUCCCUUAGGUGUUGCGCGCUCAGCCCAGCCUCCAACCACACCCAGCCAGACUCGUCCAUCAUCUGCUACACCCUCUACCGGAAGCUUUGGCUACAGGAAGCCUGGUGUCUCUAUGGCCAGUGGAUCACGCAGUUCAACCAGCAUGGUGACACCGUCUGGGGGAGUGGCAAUCUCCAGCGGAAAAACCUGCAAGUCUUCCAGUAUACCUGUUAAACCAUCGGUGGUCGGGGUCAAUGUUGGGAGGAAGACCAGUCUGGACGUUACAAGAACUGAUCACACCAGCUUCACUUCCCCCAAUGCUAGAAACAAUGUGCAGUACCGUUCCCUCCCCCGGCCAGCUAAGACCACCCUGAGCACACCUGGAGGUCGACCCGUCAGCAGCAUUAUAGACAACAGCAGAUCUGGCAACCCCAGUCCAACACAGCAGUACUGCCUCAAACCUAGCAACCCCAGUCCAACACAGCAGUACUGCCUCAAACCUAGCAACCCCAGUCCAACACAGCAGGGCUCCAGGAUGAAAGAGCCAGGGUCAGGGCUUGGGAUGGGAGGGUUGGGGAAGGCAGGGAGGCAUGGUGGGAUACCUAGCUCCAGUCCCAGCCUACUCCCCAGUCCCAGCUCCCGUUCCAACUCCAUUGGAGUCAACCAGACGGAUCGGGAGAAAGAAAGAGCCAAAGCUAUAGCUGGAAAAAUAGGAGGGAUGGAUGGAGAGGCUCUAUGGACCCGGGAGGAAAGGGCCAGGGUGGAGGCAGCAGAGCUAGAGUCAGAAUGUGUGAAGGCUGGUCCUCCUCAGAAGACCGCAGAGGAGAAGGGAGGACAGAUGAUUGGACUGAGGACUGGGGGGAGGGCCUGUGAGCUGCCCUCCCCUAAAACACACAGAAUGUCAGGUGUUAGGACCCUGGGGAAACCUUCCUCUACACCUCUUCAGGACAGUCUGACCUCCUUCCCCAACAUGAACUCUAACCCCAAUCUGACCUCUUACCCUAACCUGACUUCUAACCCAGAUGGUCUAGAGCCCCAGGCCCCCUUUUCUCUUAGUGUGCCCCCCUAUUCCUCCACCCCCACCCUGACUCCCAGCCCGGCGCCCCUUCUCAACGUCAACUCAUCGGCCUGUUUCUCCAGCUCUGCAUUAGGGGGUACAGGUGGUCCUGGGGUACUGGGGCAGAGGCAGGGGUCAGUGAUAGGGGUAGAGUCGGGUGGAUCACCACUGAUCUACCCUCGCCUCUCGGGACUGCAUCGGAGCAUGGAGUCCCUGCCCCUCCAGAUGAGCCUGGCUCCAGAGACUCCCAGCGACACAGAGGGAGCCGCAUACCCAGGAACAGAGCCCAGAGACCAGGACGGACAGCAGGACAAAGGUCCUGAUGGCUGGAGCUCUGGGAGUACAGCCCCUUUCACACUCAUAGACAGUUGCAGUGGUCCAUCUCAGACAGUUGAGAGAAGAGAGGAAAGGAGACACUCUCACACCAUCAUGACUCCCCCUGCUCUGUUGCCCUCCCCCUCCUCCCUUCCGCGCACCAAGACAAAUACAGUACCGCCACCCCUCUAUGCCGCCCCACCCAGGAUGACCAGGUCAAACAGCAUUCCUAUCCAUGAUGCAUCUCUGGAGCUGUACAGAGCAACCACAUUGGGCAGCUGUCUGUCGCUGUCUGACCGCCCCCGCAGUCUGGGAAUGGUUCGGUCCGGUUCCUUCAGAGAGAGCCAUUCCAUUGACGAGGUCCAUGGUUCAGCCCUCUCUCUAGCCUCAGACUCUUCCUCAACAUACUCCUCGGUGAGUGUCCCUGGCAUGCAGUAUCAGGCUGAGGAAAGGAUCCAGGGAGAGCAAAUCCGGAAGCUGAGAAGAGAGCUGGCAUCAUCACAAGAGAAGGUGGCUAACCUGACCACCCAGCUAUCUGCUAAUGCCAACCUUGUGGCUGCCUUUGAACAGAGUCUUGCCCUGAUGACCACACGUCUACAGAGUCUGUCAGUCAGCCAGGAGCAGAAGGACUCUGAGUUGCUGGCAAUGAAGGAGACUAUUGAUGCUCUAAAGACCAAGAACGAAGAAGCUCAGGCUGUGAUCCAUGUAGCACUCAACAACCCAGACACUGCCCCUAGUGAUCUGCAUAUGCAUCGUCAGAACUCCUGUGAGAGUCUCUCCAGUCUCUCCAGCCUGGGGUCGCUGUCUAUGAAAGACCAGGACAGCAAGAAGAAGAAGAAGAAGAACUGGCUGAGAACUUCCUUCAGUAAGGCGUUUAAAAAGGGUUCUAAGUCUGGAACUUUGUACUCUGACAUCGAAGAGAUCUCCACCCCCAACUCCUCUACUCCCUCCUCCCCCAAACUGCCCCAUAAUGGAGGGGAGGGGGCAAACACACUUCUUUCCCAGAAAACCUCUCUCUCUGCAGCCUCCUCUGUGAUCUUUGAGGGGGAGGAGCCUGAUGGUGAGGAGCGUGUUGUUUCGGAGCUUCGCUCGGAACUCUGGGAGAAAGAGAUGAAGCUGACAGACAUCCGAUUGGAGGCUCUAAACUCUGCCCAUCAGCUGGAACAGCUUAGAGAUGCCAUGAAUAACAUGCAGUCAACAGUGGAGAACCUGAAAGCAGAGAAUGACAAGUUGAAAGGAAGCCCUGCCCCUGUCCCCUCCUCCAGACCGCCUACUUCUACUUCACAGCCCUCCGGGUUGGCUGGCCUGCUCGGGGCAUCACCAAGACAGCCAGUCAGCAUGUCUCUCACUAACUCCAUCAGCCUCAAUGACUGUGACAUAGAUCGCUUUCCUGUGGAUGUGAGGAUCGUCUCCUUUUUGCAUGAAGAGGUUUGCAUGUCUAGUAGUGAAGAGGCAUUAGUGAGUGUGUUGGUGCACAUCGAAGACCACUCUGUCCCUGAGGAUAAACAUCCUCAACAGGAUCUCCACUACCUGGGUAGUGUUCAGCUGUCUGGAAGGACUGGCUGGUUGGAACUGGACACUCUUGUCAACAACACCUUCAUGGACUACAUUUCUCAAGUGGACCCCACUGCCAGUCUGGGAUUGUCGAUUGAUUCUCUGCACAGCUACCAGCUGCCUUUAGGGGGACAGAGAGUUUUGGGCGGAGAUGUGCCCCAAAUCCUUCCUUCUUGUUGUCUUGGUAAUGGCCCCGCUCGCAUCAUUGUUACCCUGAAAGGUCUCAAGGAGCAGAGUGUGGACUCAUUAGUUUUUGACUUGUUGAUCCCUAAACCCAUGAUGCAGCAUUACAUCAGUCUACUGUUAAAGCAUCGCCGACUAGUUCUGUCGGGACCCAGCGGUACCGGGAAAUCACACUUGGCAACCCGCCUGGCACGAUACCUGCUGCUGAAUCACAACCUCUCACCUCCCCACGACCUCUCUCUCCGAGGGCAGAGAGAGGUUGUCACAUUCAACAUGCACCACCAGUCGCACAAGGAGCUCCAGCUCUACCUUUCAGAUGUGGCCACUCAAAUAGAGCACCAGAUUGGUGGCAAGCUGCCACUGGUAGUUAUUCUGGAUGACAUCAGUGAUGCCGCGUCUGUCAGUGAGCUGGUUAAUGGAGCACUAACCUGCAAAUACCACCACUGUCCCUACAUCAUUGGAACCACCAACCAGCCGGUUAAGAUGUCACCUAACCAUGGACUACACCUUAGCUUCAGGAUUGUGACAUUUAGUAACAAUGUAGAACCAGCUAACGGCUUCCUGGUGAGGUAUCUCCACCGCAAGGCUGUGGAGGCACAACCCCACCAACCACACCCACCAUCACCACAACAGAAGGAGAUGGAGAGGCAAGUUCUGCUGAGGGUGUUGGACUGGGUUCCUCAGCUCUGGUACCAUCUCCACACUUUCCUGGAGAAACAUGGAACAUCUGACUUCCUGAUUGGUCCCUGCUUCUUCCUGUCCUGCCCAGUAACCAUUGCAGAGUUCCGACCUUGGUUCAUCGACCUGUGGAACCAUUCGAUCAUCCCGUAUCUCCAGGAGGGUGCCAGAGAUGGACUGAAGGUUCAUGGUUUGAAAGCUGCGUGGGAGGAUCCAGUUGAAUGGGUCAGAGGAAGCCUGCCAUGGCCCGAUGCCCAGGAGGACCAGGCCCAACUGUUCCACCUGCCUCCACCUAACCCCACCCUCUCUUGGGUCAACACAGCCCCAACUAGCCCAAACCCUGGCCUCAAUGGAAGACAGCUUGAAGACAGUCCUCUACCGUGUCCAGUGCACACUGACCCACUGGUGAGAGACGGAGAGGAUGGCCAUGCUGCUGAAGCUUCAGGAGUCAGCCAACUGCAUAGAGUCCCCAGAACAGGACUUAGCCCCAUCCAUGCUUCAUUAACAUAGCCGUUCCUGCAGACUACAAUCUGAUGCUAACAUAAUGCUGUCCUAACGUAGCCUAGCCUCUAGGCUAGCAACAUGCUACCCUAACAUAGACUUGUCUCCAGUACACACUAUUUUGCACAGCCUGUUAAUCAUCUUUGGCUACAAUCCAAAUGAGCUGUUAUUUUACCAGAGUUUGAAGUUGAGCAUCAUGGAAGGAUCUACUGACAAUGCUCACUUAGCACUCUGAUGUGAUGUACAGUGCUUAAAUACAGACUCAAUGCUAACCUAGCAUGUUGAUGGCCAGCGCUAAGCUAUAGACUCAAUGCUAACCUAGCAUGUUGAUGGCCAGCGCUAAGCUAUAGACUCAAUGCUAACCUAGCAUGUUGAUGGACAGCGCUAAGCUAUAGACUCAAUGCUAACCUAGCAUGUUGAUGGACAGCGCCAAGCUACAGACUCAAUUCUAAACAUAAAUUGAACUAAAACCAUCCUAAAGCAUCCCAAUGGACUAAUGUACUGUUUAACCCCUGAACCCUUCCCUGCUAUAUAAUGUACUUUGUAGAGGGAUCGAGACAUCUCUGCAUGGCAACAGAAAGAUGAUAAUGAUGUUCUACUCUCCCUCCAUCACAUCCCAGUCAAACUGCCAACUAGUAUUUCAAGUAAUUGAUUCUCCCAGUGUUUGAAGGAGACAAAGGGGUACCCUACCAUUACCAAUGUCUCUACACUGCAGUCAAAUUAAUGCACUUUAUUUUCUAUUGGUCUGAUGGUCUGAAUGAUGUUUCAUGGCCUGUGAGUGUUUCACAGCGGAUGCAGUUCAGCAGUUAGUCCUGAUGUGGGUGCUGUUCUACUGCUUAGCCUUUAGCUCUGCUGGAGCAGUUUGAAGUAGUGAUGGCGAAAUGAGGCUUCAUUAACGUUAUUUUAGCAGCAGGAUAUUAUGCUGGCAGCACUCAAAUUUUCUUUUUCUAAAUAAAAGCCAUCAUUGAAAUUU